Messenger RNA from Lachnellula hyalina, 3252 nucleotides. RefSeq names its product Protein argonaute (gene PHN1). Lineage: Eukaryota; Fungi; Ascomycota; Leotiomycetes; Helotiales; Lachnaceae. Gene Ontology annotation, molecular function: nucleic acid binding; protein binding. The coding region runs from base 1 to 3252 and encodes 1083 amino acids. The transcript is spliced from 7 exons. The record is from RefSeq and is a predicted model, not a curated record.
AUGGCCAAAUUCUGUUCUAGGUGCAAGACUGCAGGUAGCGAUCACACAAUUCGGAAUUGCUCUGCAUCAGAGUGGCCGCCUUGGAACGAUCAAUGGUGCGAUCGAUGCGCAAAUUCAAGCCAUGAAGCAAGUCAAUGUACUGUACAGCAGGGCAUAUUUUUCUGCGGGAAGUGUGGUCACGAAGGUCAUCACUAUGCCAAGAACUGCGGCCUGAAUCCCCAUGUACCUUCUGAUCUGAACCAAUACACCAAGUUGAAGCGCAACGAAGUCGUGAUAAGACAAGACGAGGCCUCGAAGAAGCGUGCUUCCGCUGCAUCUAACCAGACUACAAAGCCCUCUUCCUCUGCCUCUGCCGGUCCAAGUUCUCGGAAUACUAGACCGAGCAAGAUACUGACCCAUCGUGGCCCUCCCCCCAAAUCUGGUGCAAAACCAUCCUCAUCUGCUUCUAAAGGCUCUGGUUUGACCCAGCAACCCCCCACGGAGCUCAAAGAGCUGAGAAUGAAGAAGGUCGACAAUUUCGAACCUCCAGAAGUUAAGCAAGAAAACCAAGAGAAAGCUGAGUGGGCCAAGUCUAAUCACAUUCUUGCCGCGUCGCAAUCAUCUCCUGCAGCCAAACAUGGAGACAUUAGAGCCAACUUUUUCAGGGUUGACAUGCUCGCGGACGUCGACAUCCGGCUGUACAGAAUUGUGUUGGGCCAGAUUCAAGGAAGGACUGUCACCAAUCAUUAUGCUAAGAGAGCCUUAAUCGAUGAGAUUCUAUCUCAAUACACACCGCAUGCUCAAAUAUGGGUUACUGACUACUCCCACUACGUUGUAUCUGUAGGGCAGCUCUACAAUGAUUCUACUCUUCCCGAUGUAGUGGGUACGGUAUUUGAGGCGCCGCAUAACCGAUACUCAGGGACUGGGACUGUGAUAGACCAGAUCACCAGCUUCAUCAUUUAUGAACGCCAUCUUGACUUCAAUGCACUACGAAAUUGGGUCAACCCUACAGUCCUAAUUCCUGCAGGCAAUACCUAUCUUCCAGAUGAAGAUCUGAAGUUGCUCAACAUUCUCUCCUGGAAGCAUAUUUAUGAUCGUGCUCAACCACAUGGACAAUUCAAAUUUGUGGGGAACAAGUUCUAUCCUGUCCCUGUUGCUAACAGCGAUCCGAGGUUUCUUGGCAACCAUGUCUAUCUCGUCCAGAAUGGGUUCUAUUCGUCCAUGAGACCAGGGAAUGGAUCACUUCUCCUCAAUGUCAAUGCUACAACCACUGCCUUCUACCCAUCGAUAACUGUCCAGGACUGGCUUAAUCGUAGGCUAGGAGCCGCCAACUCAAUGCCAACACCCAAACUACAGACUGAGCUCACAGGACUUAAAGUAAUCUUUGAUGGCGAUCCUCAGCAGAAGACUAGGGAGAUUACAGGCUUCAGCGCUCUUAACGUUGGCACACAGAUGUUCACACCUAACAACCGUCCCUCGAUCACGGUAUGCAAUUACAUGAGAAGCCAAUACUCAACCCCUCAGAGGGCUGGUCUUGUUUUCGCACCUGGUGUUUGUUGUGUCAACACGGGGUCAAGUGUUGCUAAUCAAGAGAUCUGGUACCCGGCCGAUCACUUGAAGAUUGUCGAGUGGCAACCAGUGAGAGUACUAAUAGAUGAUCCAGUAAUGUCAUCGCAAAUGAUUAGAUACGCGAAGAGGAACCCUUCAGAGAACCAGGCUAUGAUUCUCCAGCAUGCCCGUGAUCCCCUUGGGAUUGAGCUGGCCGGACAACCCCAGCAAAUGUACCAGAGUUUUGGCCUCGACAUAUCCCCUGCGUUCAUCACCACGGUAUCCCGGUACCUACCGCCGCCCGUUCUCUUGUUAAGAAAGCCUGGUCAACCUCCGUACGACAAAGAGUCGAUGCCCAUCAGUCGAGAAAAGGCUUCUUGGAAUUUGAAGCAGAUAAGCGAAAGGGCAGGUCGUUCAUUCCUGACAGCUAUCACGGAAGCGCCAAAUGCGCCUCUCAAUAUUCACAUCAUACGGGUUACCGAAUCUGGCAGAGGUGUCGAUACGCAGGGUUUUCCUGCUAGAAUCAGAGACGCAUUGGAGACAUAUGGUAUUUUCAUCAAUCAGGGACAGUUGCCAAUGGUUCAAGAUGUGGCCAAGAAUUUCAAUCUUAUCUCCCAAACACGAAGGCUAAACUUCAAAGGAGCCCUCGAUGCUGCUUAUAUGCAGUUAGGCAGCCCGUAUCUUGUCGUUGUAUUGUUACCAAACACAGAUACCACGACUUACUCUGAUGUCAAAUGGUGGGCAGAUUGCGACCGUGGUGUUGCGACAGUCUGUAUUGGUCCGAAAGGUUUGGGUACUGUUUCUGGAAGUCAAGGUGACCAGACAUUGGGAAAUUUGAGCAUGAAAGUCAAUUUCAAGCUUGGUGGGAUAAAUAUUGGCCCCAAUCUGGAAGACUUGGAGUCUACCUUAGGGGGAAGAACUAUGAUCGUAGGCGCCGAUGUCACUCAUCCUGGAAAAGGAGAUCGCAGCUGCCCAUCGCUAGCUGGAGUUGUCGCCACUUGUGAUCAGCAAGCAAUACACUAUCUUGCUUCUGCUCGGCUUCAGCCAAACAACACGGAAUAUAUUGCCAGUUUAGACGGCAUGAUGUUGGAGCGGCUUGCUGCCUAUCGCAGAUGGUCUGACCAAGGUCGAGAUAGUUUCCCUCAACAUAUUCUUUUCUAUCGCGAUGGUGUUAGUGAGAGUCAAUACGGCAUGAUCAGAGAUAGAGAGCUACCCCAGAUCGAGAGGGCUUUUGUGAUUGUGGGGAAACGCCAUCAUUCGCGAUUCUAUCGUUGGGACCCAAGAGAAACUACGAACCUCAAUGCGGGCUUGGUUGUCGAUCUAGAUGUCACCGCGCCGAAACAAUUCAAUUUCUAUCUCCAAAGCCAUGGAUCACCACUCGGCACAGCCCGUAGCGCCCACUACGUGGUCCUCGAAAAUGGAAUCGGUUACAAUGCCAACCAGCUGCAGAAGCUUACAAAUGACCUCUGUUACAUGGGCUCCCGCGCAACCAAGGGCCUUUCUGUCUGCACUCCUGCUCGAUAUGCCGAUCUCUUAUGCGGUCGUCUUAGGAUGUACAUGCGCCCUGUUAUUGAACGUGAUUUACAGGCGCCAAUUAACGCUGGCCUGCGCUGGUAUCGACAGCUUCCCCGGCUCUGGGAAGUUCCAAAUCCACAGGAUCUAGCCCAAGCCCAGAGGACUAAUCCUUGGCAUCCAAACCUCGACGACAUCAUGUUCUACUUAUGA